CACUUGGUAGAGCCAGGACUCUUGUCGUAGUCUAGAUUUUAAUCAUUAAGCUCUAGUUUUGGGCAUAAAAGCACCACCCAGAGAACCCCAAAUUUAGGACUCUUUGACCCAAAGAAGCUUCACUUCCUCUCACAAGAGUAAUCUUGUGAUCGCCUUUGCCUCCUCUUUCUCCUCCUCCUCCUUUCUGGAGGCUCCGCACUGCCUCCAACUUCAUUGAAUCCCAGACUGGGCAGAUAUAGACAGGGCUUAACCCUCUGUGAGUAAAUUUUCCAGCCCUGACAGAGUCAACCCUUUCCUGUAUUCUCCUAGAAAAUAACUUUUCCAGGUGUGAGAACAGAAAGAUGUGGAAGAUGCUGGGACUUCUUCUCAUCUGUGCCCUGCUGAGCCCCUCCCAAGGAAAAACACCUGCAAUUAGGUCUAUCUACAACCGAGCAGCAACACACAAUAUUAUGCUAUCUGGAACACUGCAUGAUGGGCUCCUCCAGAAUCUCUUGAAAGAACGCAUUGUGCUUCCAGACAUUAAUAUUGGAGGUCUGCUUGGUCCAGGUGGUAAAAUCAGUGGGAUAAAAAUUGCCAGUGUCCAACUUACUGGUUACUCAUUGGUGUUUAGGCCAGAAAUAAAUGGUGGUGAUGUGAUUGCCGACAUAAAGCUGGAGAUCACUGGCAAUGCUUUGCUUGGAGCCUCUUCUUUGAUCAAAAUCUCACUGGAACUGAAGUCCAAAGUUACAGCUGGACUUGCAAACUUUUCAGAAGGUACCUAUGAUGUUAUCAUUCAUGGAUGUGAUUGUCAGUUUGGAGCCAUUGACAUCAGCAUUUUGAGAAGUUCGCUUCCGGCAUCUGUGCUAAGCACAAUACGGGAAUCUAUCACUUCAAACAUAGACCGCCAGAUAUGUCCUGUAAUGACUGUUGUCUUGAAUGGGGUGAAACAACUUGUAUUGGCCACGAUAAAUGUGGAUCUUCCCUUUGGCUCAUAUGGGACCCUGAAGUACCAGCUGGCAGAGUUGCCAACUAUAACUGAUACCUUUGUCGAAUUUGAUAUAUCUGCUGAUUUCGAGUUAGCGGAAGGGGGUCUCCUCUCCAUCCCAAAUGACACCGUCUUCAUUAACCUGCCUUCCAUUCAGAGCUAUAGUUACUUUCAGAGUCUCCAUCCGGCGUUCUUGAAUAUGGUGAUGUCUGUCAUAGGCAAUAUGGAACCUCAGGAGUUCAACUGUACCCUUGAUGCGGGUUCUACAAUCAAGUGGAAAGUCCUGUACCUUAAACUUCUCCACUUGCAUGGUCACCUGGUUAAUGCUGCAAAUGACAAAGCCGUUGCACAGGUCGCCGUACAAACUGAGGUGUUCAGCAAUAAUGGAAAUGAAUCAUCCUCUCCGAUACUCAUCAUGAGAGACAGCAUGAAUCUGACCACUGCCUUCUCUGUGCUUGAUGGCAGGCUGGCCCUGGCCCUAUCCAUGGACAGCCAAGAUCAGCAGCUGGAUUCUUCAAGCGUUGGCAUCUCUAAGGGACCCAGUUUUGUGCCCCACUGCAAUAGCCUGCUGGAAGAAAGAAUAUUGUCUCUUCUCAAUGGGCGCCUUCGUGAUGGAAUCCCAGUGCCUUCCAUCCUAGGCACUGGAUGGGUCAAUGCAAGUGCUUCAGUGGUGGAGGGUGCCCUUGUGCUCUGCGUCUGAACCAGAGGAUCUUUCAUGCACAGAGUUCUCCGGAGCAAGGAGGAAAAAGGACGCCAGCCAGGAAGAAUGAGUCUUUAGCCUUCAUCCCAUGUACCCUUUUAUUGUGGUUCUCCCUCGAAUUAUCCCACUUCGUUUAUAUAGUGCUUAUAUACCAUAUGAAAAUUUGCAAACUUA
Messenger RNA from Elgaria multicarinata webbii, 1838 nucleotides. RefSeq lists its product as uncharacterized. The transcript has 17 exons. The coding region runs from base 342 to 1664 and encodes 440 amino acids. The record is from RefSeq and is a predicted model, not a curated record. NCBI's taxonomy places the organism in Eukaryota, Metazoa, Chordata, Lepidosauria, Squamata, Anguidae. Gene Ontology annotation, molecular function: lipid binding.